Molecule: messenger RNA, 1708 nt
Organism: Manihot esculenta (cassava)
Lineage: Eukaryota; Viridiplantae; Streptophyta; Magnoliopsida; Malpighiales; Euphorbiaceae
Product: protein BIG GRAIN 1-like B
Exons: 1
Coding region: 307-1665 (452 amino acids)
Biological process (GO): auxin-activated signaling pathway
Source: RefSeq, a predicted model, not a curated record
UAAGCAUCAGCUAUUUUCUCUCCUCUCCGUCGCUUUUUCUUCAGUUUUCUUCUUCUCUCCCUUCUGAAUCUAAAUCCCACAUAAAUUUGUUAGUACCACACACAAGUCUUUGCCUCAAUAAUGCCCAUUUUCUUUUUCACAUGAUUUGAUAUCACUUCUCUCUCUCUUGCAGCCUUUGAGUCUCUCUGUACAGACAAAAAAAGAAAACAGAACCCAAUCUCAAGACCCCUUCUCUUCUUCUUUCUUUAUCUCUGUUUCCUCAUAAUUCUCUAUCUCUUGUCCUUGUUUUUGCACAUUUUCAAAACCAUGCAUAGGUGGGAGAGAGCGAUUAGAGAAGAUAGAUACAAGCUUGAGAGCAAGAACCCAUCUUUUUCUUCCACUCUUCUCGAUGAAAUCUACCGUUCCACCUGUGAAGCCGACACCAACCAUGAAGAUUUGAAAUUUUACGGUGAAACAAUGAUGCCCAUGAAGCACACCAGAGGUUCUAGCGUAAAAGUCAGUAGAGCCGUCGAAGAGAAUAAAGAGAUGGAAGCUCUUCGCCGAGCUUGUUUGAUCGAGAAAUGGAUGGACAGCAAGGUGACCCAAAAGGUAAGCACGCAACACAGCAGAAAAAAGUUGACGGAAUUUGAGAGAAAAUUACAGCUUGAACAUGAUCUGGACCAGGAUGCUGUGUUCUUUAGUUCCACUUCUAUCUCCUCAGAUUCUAGCUUUGGUGGAUUCUCAUCCUCUGAUACUGAAUCCUGCUACGGUGCAAGAUCAAUGGCUUCUUCUUCGUUCUUCCCAACAAGGCCUAAGCCUGUAAGAACCAGCGUCUCAACUCGAUCAGGAAAAACAGAGAAAACAGAGAGAAAAGUGAGUACUCUGUUUCAUGAACAGACGCCGAGAGUUGAAGAGAACAUAAUCAAGUCGAAAUCAAGAGCUUUAAAGAUUUACGACAAUCUAAAGAAGGUGAAACAGCCAACUUCACCUGGUGGCAAGCUUGCAAAUUUCAUCCAUUCUCUAUUCACAAAUGGAAAUACAAAGAAAGCAAGGGGUUCUUCUUCUGUUAGCAAUUGUGAUGAAGCCUGGAAAUCGAAGCCAAGACAGGCACCGUCAACUUGCUCGUCCGUUUCAUCAUUUUCAAGAUCAUGCUUAAGCAAGAGUUCACCAUCAACAAGGGAAAAGCUUCGCAAUGGGGUUAAAAGAUCUGUACGAUUUUACCCAGUUAGUGUUAUCGUCGACGAAGAUUGCAGACCAUGUGGACACAAAUCCUUGUACAAAGAAGAACAAUCAUCCAGUUUCAUGUCUGUUUCUUUUCCAAAAUCAUGGAAAAUUGGGAAAUCUCCAACAAGAAAAGUUGAUGAUGAGCUCAAAUACCAAGUCAUUGAAAAGACAAGGAAGGUGGGGGAAGUUGCAAGAGAAUUCUUGAAAGAUUAUCGCCAAAACCAGAAGAAAAACGAUGAUCUAAUUAUGAGGAAUGAUUUCUGCCAUUACAAUGAUCAGUUCGGAGAUGACGACGAUGAAGAUGAAGAUGAUGAGGAUGAUUCAAGUUGUUCGAGUUCAGAUUUGUUCGAACUCGAUCAUCUUUCAGUAAUUGGAAAGAAUAAGUACUGUGAAGAGCUUCCUGUGUAUGAAACUACUCGUGUUAAUACUAAUCGUGCCAUAGCUAAUAGCUUAAUAAUGUAAUUUUCCAAGUAUAUGGUAAUGGUAUAGAGCAAAAUUCUUAUAA